AAAUUAAAAAAAAAUAUAUAUAUAUAAAAAUAAAAAAAGAAAAACCGCCUUCGUAUCGAUCUCGUCAACGCGACCCGUUGAUGAUUUCAUAUCUGGAUGCCUCUCGCUUUCUGGUUCUCGGCUGUUAUUCAUUAGAUUUCCCAAACCCUAAAGCAUUCAUUUCCGUUUCGACCCAUUCAUCUAGCAAGAACCUCCUCCUCUUUCCUCAAUCCAAUUUGCUUUUAGCUCCUUCAAUUAUUGAUUGAUUGGUGCAAAGGACGAAUAGGGGGAGAAAUAAAACGGCCAUAGAAAGAAAUAGAUGAUGAGAAAGGAGGAGGAUUUGGUUUUCUUUUGAACGCGGAAAAGAUAAUAGAAGUGGGGAUGAAUCUGAGGGCGCAUGCUGUACAACAAAAUAUUCAGGCCGAAUGUGAAGACGAACAGAUGGUAGAUGGACCCUCUUCAUAUACUGUUGAUGAAGCACUCUUGUCCAUGGGCUUCGGUUACUUUCAAGCCCUUGUUCUUGCUUAUGCUGGUAUGGGUUGGAUUUCAGAGGCAAUGGAAGUAAUGCUUCUCUCAUUUGUUGGGCCAGCUGUUCAAAUUGAGUGGAAGCUUUCUUCUCAUGAUGAGAGCAUGAUCUCAAGCGUCGUUUUUGCUGGCAUGCUAAUUGGAGCCUCAUCUUGCGGCAUAGUCUCAGACGCUUAUGGUAGGAAGAAGGGAUUCCUCUUUACAGCUAUUGCUACCAGUGUGGCCGGUUUGCUUAGUGCAUUCUCUCCCAACUACAUUUCUUUAAUUAUUCUUCGUUUUGUGGUCGGCAUUGGACUUGGAGGGGGACCUGUUGUUGCUUCAUGGUUUCUGGAGUUCAUUCCUGCACCAAAUAGAGGUACAUGGAUGGUAGUCUUUUCAGGUUUUUGGACUGUUGGCACAAUCUUGGAGGCUUUGCUUGCAUGGGCUGUUAUGCCAACUUUGGGUUGGAGGUGGCUACUAGGAUUGUCUUCAUUGCCAUCAUUUCUUAUGCUAUUAUUUUAUGGUGUUACUCCUGAGUCACCUAGGUAUCUCUGUAUGAAAGGCUUUAAAUCUGAUGCGAUGCACAUUUUAGAGCAGAUGGCCAAAGUUAACAGUGUGGCUCUCCCAUCUGGCGUACUUAUUUCCGAUUGUAAUGUUGAGCUGGAAGAAAGUCCUGAUCCAUCUGAAGGAAUACGCUUAAUUACAGUUCCCGAUCCAUCUGAAGGAACACACUUAGUUACAGUUUCCAACCAAAAUAUCACCACUGACAAGGAAACCCAGGUUGGAGCCAUCGGUAUAUUGUUUAGGCUUCUUUCCCCAAAAUUUAUCAAAUCAACCCUUCUUCUGUGGAUGGUUUUCUUUGGUAAUGCAUUUUCGUAUUAUGGGGUGGUCUUGCUAACUUCUGCAUUGAGUAAUCGGAACACUGAUUGCACAUCGAAGUUGUAUUCAGACCAUUCAGGGGUCCUAUAUAAAGAUGUAUUUAUCACUAGUUUAGCCGAGAUUCCUGGGCUUAUUUUAUCAGCUGCGAUUGUAGAUAGAGUUGGUCGAAAGAUGUCAAUGGCAACUAUGCUUUUCAUUAGUUGCAUUUUCUUGGUCCCGCUUCUAUUUCAUCAGAAAGAAGUAUUGACAACAGCACUUCUGUUCGGUGCUCGGAUGUGCAUUUCAGGAAGCUUCACUAUUGUCUAUAUAUAUGCUCCAGAGGUAUACCCAACCUCAGUGAGGAGUAGCGGCGUGGGGAUUGCGAGCGCCGUUGGAAGAGUGGGUGGAAUCUUAUGCCCCCUUGUAGCCGUCAGCCUGAUUAAGCGCUGUCAUCAGACUACAGCAGUUAUUUUGUUUGAGCUUGUUGUAUUUUCCUCUGGAAUGGCUGUCUGUUUCUUCCCCUUUGAAACAAGCGGCCGUGAGUUGAGCGACUCUAUUUAGCAGUUUGAAGUAUAAAUGGAACCGUCUUUUGAUUAGACAAACCGAUGCACAUUGGUAAUUAUUUGACCACAUUAUUUA
This is a messenger RNA of Asparagus officinalis (garden asparagus), 1980 nucleotides long. Its product is annotated as organic cation/carnitine transporter 7. The transcript is spliced from 6 exons. Gene Ontology annotation, biological process: transmembrane transport. The coding region runs from base 361 to 1902 and encodes 513 amino acids. Gene Ontology annotation, molecular function: transmembrane transporter activity. Gene Ontology annotation, cellular component: membrane. The record is from RefSeq and is a predicted model, not a curated record. Lineage: Eukaryota; Viridiplantae; Streptophyta; Magnoliopsida; Asparagales; Asparagaceae.